GGAGGGGACUGCCCGAGGCUGGGGCGGCUCCAGGCUGCCAGCCCAGGGGACUGGUGGUUUCCCAGUAACUGAGCCCCUGGCAACCUCCCCGUGAUUCAGCUUCGCCUUUCUAAACUGGAAUCAGCUUGCUCUCUCCUCCUCUUCCUCCUCCUCCUCUUCCUCCUUCUCCUCCCCCUCCUCCUCCCCGUCCUCUUCCUUUUCUUCUCCCUCUCACUUUGCCUCUUCCCCAGUUGACCCAGGGUGUCCCUCCCUGCUCUCAGCCCCUGCAUCCCCAUCUCUGAGCCCUCCCCCGCCCUUGAACCCCUGCACCGGGCCUGGCGCCCCUUCCCUCCCCUGGGCCUCAGGAGCUGCCCCUGCACCCGCCUGCCCUGCAGGAUGCCCCAGCUGAGCCUGUCCUGGCUGGGCCUGGGGCCGGCGGCCGCCUCCCCGUGGCUGCUGCUGCUGCUGCUCGGGGCCUCCUGGCUCCUGGCCCGCGUCCUGGCCUGGGCCUGCGCCUUCCACGCCACCUGCCGCCGCCUCCGCUGCUUCCCGCAGCCCCCGAUAAGGAACUGGUUCUGGGGGCACCUGGGCCUGGUGCCCCCCACGGAGGAAGGGUUGAGGGAAGUGACUGAGCUGGUGGCCACCUACCCCCGGGUCUUUAAGCGGUGGCUGGGCCCCGUCUUUCCCCUGAUCACUUUGUGCCACCCCGACUUCGUCCGGUCUGUCCUCAGCGCCUCAGCUGCCGUCGCACCCAAGAACGUGGUCUUCUACAGCUUCCUCAAGCCCUGGCUGGGGGACGGGAUCCUGCUAAGCGCCGGUGACAAGUGGAGCCGCCACCGCCGCAUGCUGACGCCCGCCUUCCACUUCAACAUCCUGAAGCCCUACGUGAAGAUUUUCAACAAGAGCAUAAACAUCAUGCACGCCAAGUGGCAGCGCCUGGCCUCAGAGGGCAGCGCCCAUCUGGACAUGUUCGAGCACAUCAGCCUCAUGACCUUGGACAGUCUGCAGAAAUGCGUCUUUGGCUUCGACAGCCACUGCCAGGAGCGCCCCAGCGAGUACAUCGCAGCCAUCUCAGAGCUCAGCGCGCUCAUCGUGAAAAGAAAUCGGCAACUCCUCCUGCACGCGGACCUCCUGUACCACCUCACGCCCGACGGGCGGCGCUUCCGCAGGGCCUGCGCCCUGGUGCACGGCUUCACGGACGCCGUGGUCCGCGAGCGGCGCCGCGCCCUCGAGAGCCAGGGUGUGGACGGCUUCCUCAAAGCCAAGGCCAAGUCCAAGACGUUGGACUUCAUCGAUGUGCUCCUGCUGGCCAAGGAUGAAGAUGGGAAGGAGCUGUCAGAUGAGGACAUACGAGCAGAGGCUGACACCUUCAUGUUUGGGGGCCACGACACCACGGCCAGUGGUCUCUCCUGGGUCCUGUACAACCUCGCGAGGCACCCGGAACACCAGGAGCGCUGCCGGCAGGAGGUGCGGGAGCUGCUGAGGGGCCGUGAGCCCGCAGAGAUUGAGUGGGAGGACCUGGCCCAGCUGCCCUUCCUCACCAUGUGCAUCAAGGAGAGUCUGCGGCUGCACCCCCCGGUCCCUGGCGUCUCCCGCAGCUGCACCAAGGACAUUGUGCUCCCCGAUGGCCGGGUCAUCCCCAAAGGGAAUGUCUGUACUAUCAGCAUCUUUGGGAUUCAUCACAACCCGUCAGUCUGGUCCAACCCUGAGGUCUAUGAGCCCUUCCGCUUCGACCCAGAAAACCCCCAGAACAGCUCACCCCUGGCGUUUAUUCCCUUCUCGGCGGGGCCCAGGAACUGCAUCGGGCAGACCUUCGCCAUGACCGAGAUGAAGGUGGUCCUGGCGCUCACCCUGCUGCGCUUCCGCGUCCUGCCCGACCACACGGAGCCGCGCAGGAAGCCGGAGCUGAUCCUGCGCGCAGAGGGCGGCCUCUGGCUGCGGGUGGAGCCGCUCAGCGGGGACCUGCAGUGACCCACCGCGGCCAGGUCUGGGAGACUCCAAACCAAUCCACCUGCCUGUGCAGCCUCCCAGGAAUAAAACGGCUGUCACCUGUGCCUGAGCCUCGCCCAGAGCCAGCAGGGGGCGCGCGGGGGCUGCAGGCACCUGCAGGUGGGACCGGCUGGUGGGGCGGGUGGUGUCCCUGAGCCCAGGAGCCUGAUGCACUCUCUGGCUGACCACAGGGCUCCCUCGCUGAUGGCUGGUUCUCCCAGAGCCCAGGGAUGGACUUUUUUCCAUGGGCGAGAGGGAGCCAUGGGAGGUAUUUGAGCAGGAGAAGGACCAGGAUUUAGAAGAGACAUAAGUGGCAGGCUUCAGACUCUAAGUCAUACAAACAAACACAUAGAGUCACUACACUUCCACUACCCUGACCUCGGUUCUAAUCUCCUAAUAAGCUCAGUCUUUUCUCACUUUGGGGAUCUUCACUGUGGUUCGUAAAUCACUCUGUUUAUUAAACACAA
Microcebus murinus (gray mouse lemur) is the source of this 2435-nucleotide messenger RNA. RefSeq names its product cytochrome P450 family 4 subfamily F member 152 (gene CYP4F152). NCBI's taxonomy places the organism in Eukaryota, Metazoa, Chordata, Mammalia, Primates, Cheirogaleidae. Gene Ontology annotation, molecular function: monooxygenase activity; iron ion binding; oxidoreductase activity, acting on paired donors, with incorporation or reduction of molecular oxygen. The record is from RefSeq and is a predicted model, not a curated record.